Molecule: messenger RNA, 999 nt
Organism: Ogataea haglerorum
Lineage: Eukaryota; Fungi; Ascomycota; Pichiomycetes; Pichiales; Pichiaceae
Exons: 1
Coding region: 1-999 (332 amino acids)
Cellular component (GO): nucleolus
Molecular function (GO): rRNA (adenine) methyltransferase activity
Source: RefSeq, a predicted model, not a curated record
AUGAUACUGAGAAAUAAGAAGAAAGGCUUAUUGGCAGGCAAGCGAGCCUUGUCCUCUCAGAAAAGGCCAAAAGUACUGAAACCCCUGAGAGCUCGCCAACUGAUUCGCAGGUUUCAUGUCUUACUAAAAUACAAAAGUCAAUUAACCAAGAAGUUGGAAAAGAUAUGGAAGUGCAAUAUUGAAUCUGAUCCAGCCAAAUAUAUAAAAGAACGCAACCAUCGGUUGUUCGAACUAUUUGAGCAAGCAAGACUUCAUACCAUCGAGACAUUAUUAGUCAACAAGUCCCCACCGGAAACGGUCAUUAACACAGACUCUCUACAACUAGAUGAGAUUUGCCAGGAGCUAGGAAGAAUAGAGGGAGAGAUAGAGAAGCGAGGGGGUUUGGAAGUUUAUCAAGCUGCAUCUGUCCAGGGCCAGAGUUCUCAAAGAGGUGGAGAUUCGUCUAAAAAGCUGGUGGAGUGGCUUAAAGAAUUAGGAUACAACAAGAAAAAUGCCGUGGCUCUUGAGAUUGGAUGUUUGAACUCGAGAAAUCUCAUAUCGACAUGCGGACUUUUUUCAAAAGUAGUGAAAAUAGAUCUUCACUCACAAGAGCCGGAAAUAUUGGAGCAAGAUUUUAUGGAGCGUCCUCUUCCCAAGAGUGCAGCUGAGCAAUUUGAUCUGAUUUCAUGUUCGCUAGUUGUGAAUUUUGUGCCGGAUCCACAUCUAAGGGGUCAAAUGAUGCGCCGUAUAAUCCAUUUUUUAAAGCCAUACUCGCAGAAGCCCUAUUUAUUUUUUGUGCUACCAUUACCAUGCGUUAUCAAUUCCCGCUAUUUCGACGAAGAUAGAUUAUCUGAGCUAAUGGGAGCACUUGGAUUCGAGUGUAUAAGACAUCACAAGUCACAAAAACUAGCAUACUACCUCUACCAAUGGGAACGAAUGGUCAGCGACAAGCUGAAGUUUCCCAAAAAAGAGCUUCAUAAAGGAACGAAGCGAAACAACUUCUGUAUUAUUAUGAGUUGA